AGCCCUGCGGUUGAAGAUCGUGACACUAGAGAUACUCGAUCGCCGCUUGAAAAAUUCCGACCUGCUCCCAGAAAAGGGCUUAGUGUGACGGAUUUGGUCUCGCCUGCCUGGUGCGAGCUCCAGUACUGGUAUUCGCUGAAUAAGUACGGUCGCAUCAAGAGGACGCCGAUCAUGAAGCAGGGGUCGAGGAUACAUAAAGAGAAGGAGCGGGAGAUACAGACUGAGGUUCCUGUCGACACCGUCACCAAGGAGGACAGGCUAGGACUACGAAUGUGGAACAUGAUCCAAGGAAUGCGAGCUCUCAGAUUACAAGGCAUCACUCGGGAGUUCGAUGUCUUUGGUGUCGUCGAUGAUCAGGUAGUGAUCGGGAAGAUUGACGAGCUCACCUACACCUGCCCCGACGAAACUGAAGAGGCCAAGAUUCUUGGUCAAGAGGAGGCCGAGUCGGAUAAGAAGAAAGGCAAGAAGAAGAUGGCACUUCUGCCCGACCAAACCAUGAUGGAUGACUUCUUCGGUACAAGUUCACGGGAUCUCUUCAACAGCCAAGACGCAUGGUCAUCGAACGUGCAGCCGCGGCAGACGGUCUACCUGGUCGAUAUGAAGACGCGCAAGGCGAAGGGCCUUCCAAAGCUCGGCUCUCAAAUGCGGCCUACACAGAUGCAGCUCAUGCUGUACCGUCGACUGCUCGAGGACCUUGCCACAAAUAACGUGGAAGCCGAUCGCAUCUUCGACCGUUAUCAGGUCGAUGCUCACACUAUAUUCAGCGAUGCCUUCAUCGCUUCCAUGGGCGCUAUCGACUUCUCCUCGAGCCAGAGAAGCCUGGACGACCAGAACGACGAAUUUGCCACCGGCGAGCAGGACAACGACCCUCUCGCCGAGAUCUUGGCUUACAACACGCUAAGCGCGUUGUGGUCGCACAUGAUCGCAGAGUUUUCCAGAACGAUCUCAUCGAAUACUCUAUCUCCCCUCUUGACAGCCAAAUUCGUCGCAUCCGCGACAGGUGAAUUCAUCGGACAGCAAUGUUUUCCUUUCGAUGGCAAGGUUUUGGAUGAGUAUGUAGCAUCUACGAUGCAGUGGUGGAAAGGUGAGCGGGAAGCCCGCGGUGUCGACAUUGAGGAGGCGUCUUCCAAAUGUAGGAUUUGCGAAUUUGCUGAAGGCUGCGAAUGGCGCAGAAACAAGAUCGAGGAGGCUACGCAGAAGUCUCGGCUCAGGCAUGCUGCGAGUUCCAGAAGUCAGAUUUGA
Molecule: messenger RNA, 1242 nt
Organism: Pseudocercospora fijiensis CIRAD86
Lineage: Eukaryota; Fungi; Ascomycota; Dothideomycetes; Mycosphaerellales; Mycosphaerellaceae
Exons: 2
Biological process (GO): interstrand cross-link repair
Cellular component (GO): mitochondrion; nucleus
Molecular function (GO): single-stranded DNA 5'-3' DNA exonuclease activity
Source: RefSeq, a predicted model, not a curated record